CACUCCAUCAUAUUACUUCAUCAAGCAUAUCUUACCAUUCUCAAUCCAUAGAAUAGUCAAAACGUUUUGUUUAUAGUUUUUCAGUUAAGCAUUCAGCAUAUUCGUGUUAGUUAGCAACAAAGCUUCUGUUUGGUUUAAAAAAUGUCAAAAUCGUCUGUUCCGUAAAUACGGAAUGGUGAUGUUCCGCUUAUCAUGCGGCGCCAAUUUUUUUCAAGAAAAUCAAACCUAAAAUUUUUCUUACGAUUAACGCGAAUACAGACGUAUACAAUUUGUGAUUCGUUUUUUUCCCAGUGGAACUGCAAUAGCAUUUACACGUUCACGGUUUAGUCUUUAUGUGAAGCUUUAAUGAAAUGGCAGCUGAAGCAUAUCAGGCACUAGAGAAAACUCUUUCUGCAGAUGAAAAUGUUCGUAAACAAGCUGAGAAAUAUCUAGAAAAUGUUGAAGGAAAUCCUGGGUAUGCUGUUAUGUUGCUUAAACUUGUUGAUGAUGGGAGACAGCAACAAAAUCCCGGGAUGGUCCCUCUUGCUGCAGCAAUCACCUUCAAGAACUUUGUCAAACGGAAUUGGCGUGUUAACGAAGACGAGGCAUCCAAAGUUUCAGAGCAAGAUAGAAAUACUAUAAAAUGUACUGUGGUUGACCUAAUGUUAACAAGCCCAAAGCAAUAUCAGAAGCAACUGAGUGAGGCUAUCAGUAUAAUAGGUCGGGAAGAUUUUCCAGAAAAAUGGCCAUCCUUGCUUGAAGAUAUGAACAAGAAAUUUCAGUCAGCGGACUUUCAUAUUAUCAAUGGAGUUCUACAGACCGCACACUCACUGUUCAAACGAUACCGGCAUGAAUUUAGAUCAGACAAACUGUGGACUGAGAUAAAACAUGUUCUCACCACUUUUGCUGCUCCUCUAACAGAACUUUUUGUCAACACUGUCAAACUUGCUGAGCAACAUUCUGCUGACAAGGAAAGCCUGAAGGUGCUUUUCAGCUCCCUGGUUCUAAUAUCAAAGGUCUUCUACAGCUUGAAUUAUCAGGAUCUUCCCGAGUUUUUUGAAGAUAACAUGGAAACUUGGAUGAAGCAUUUCCAUGCUUUACUUACAACAGAUAAUGCUAUCCUGCACACACAGGGUGAAGAAGAAGCAGGAUUAGUUGAGUUACUUCAAUCACAAAUAUGUGACAAUGUAGCUCUUUAUGCCCAGAAGUAUGAUGAAGAAUUCGCAAAGUUUCUCCCACAGUUUGUAACUGCUGUAUGGAAUUUGUUGGUCAACACUGGAAAAGAAGUAAAAUAUGACCUGUUGGUAUCAAAUGCUAUUGGAUUUUUACGUUCUGUAUGUGAGAGACAACAAUACAAAUCCUUGUUCGAAGAUGAAGGUGUCCUAGUUUCAAUCUGUGAGAAGGUGGUGGUUCCUAACAUGGAGUUUCGAACGGCUGACGAAGAACAAUUUGAAGAUAAUCCUGAAGAAUACAUUCGGAGGGAUUUAGAAGGAUCAGAUGUUGACACGAGAAGAAGGGCGGCAUGUGAUUUGGUUAAGGGACUCACCAAGUUUUUUGAGGCACCUGUCACUCAAAUAUUCUCUCAAUACGUGGCCAGCAUGUUGCAACAGUAUGCUAGUAACCCCGCUGUUAAUUGGAAAAGUAAAGACGCCGCAAUUUAUCUUGUCACUUCGCUUGCACAGAAGGGUUCAACAGCAAAGCACGGAACUACGCAAGCAAAUCAACUUGUGAAUCUUGACGAGUUUUUCACAUCACAUAUUCUGACUGACCUGAACCAGGAGAAUGUUAAUAACCUUCCUGUGUUGAAAUCGGAUUCCAUUCGCUUUGUUGUAACUUUCCGCAAUCAACUCGGUAAACCCAACUUACUCCUUGUCUUUCCUCACCUCACUCGAUUAUUGACGUCAACAAGCCAUGUCGUUCACACGUAUGCUGCUCAUGCUAUUGAGAGAUUGCUGAUGAUAAAAGAUGGCAAUGUUCCUUUAUUCCGCAAAGAAGAUGUGCAUCCUCAUCUUGAGUCGUUGCUCUCCAACAUCUUUGGAGCCAUGAGCAUGGCUGGCUCGGAGGAGAAUGAGUAUAUGAUGAAGGCUCUCCUCCGUAUUGCUUCCCUUAGCCAGGAGACAAUUCUACCAUAUAUGCCAACACUUGUGGAAGGCCUUACACAGAAACUUACUAUAGUGAGCAAGAACCCAAACAAGCCACACUUCAACCAUUACCUAUUUGAGGUGUUAUCACUUUGUAUCCGAACAACAUGUGCUAAUGACAAAAGUGCGGUGAAGAGUUUCGAAGCCGCUCUGUUUGGAAUAUUCACCGAUAUUUUACAGCGAGAUGUCACAGAGUUUAUUCCUUAUGUCUUUCAAGUGAUGUCACUAUUGCUCGAGCUACAUGAACCUCCAGUACCCGAGACGUACAUGGCUCUCUUCCCCCACCUACUGGCUCCUGUGCUGUGGGAGCGACCAGGUAACGUCCCUCCACUUGUCCGUCUCAUGCAAGCAUUCAUUGAGAAGGGAGGAGACGGUAUCGGGCGAUCUGAAAAGUUCAACAAUGUGCUGGGAGUGUUCCAGAAACUAAUUGCAUCUAAAAGCAACGACCAUUUUGGUUUCUACUUGCUUAAUAGCAUGGUGGAACAUAUGCAGCCGGAUCUUCUUGCUUCCUACAUGAAGCAGAUCUUCUCUCUUCUCUUCCAACGAUUAAUGAAGAGCAAGACGAGCAAAUAUGUGAGAGGUCUCCUUGUUUUCUUCUCACUUUACAUCAUCAAAAAUUCUGCUGAUUCGUUUCAACAACUUGUUGAUUCACUCCAGGAUAAAAUGUUCCGCAUGGUACUUGAAAAACUUAUUAUCAGUGAAACGCAGAAGGUAUCAGGAGCCAUGGAGCGUAAGAUAUGUUCGGUUGGAAUGACCAAACUACUUACAUCAUGUACUGCACUUCUCGAUGAAAAUUAUUCUCAACUUUGGGCUCCACUUCUAGAAGCGCUUAUUGGUUUAUUUGAAUUGCCACUCGAUGACACUGUUGCUGAUGAUGAACAUUUUAUUGAAAUAGAAGACACACCAGGUUACCAGACAGCGUAUUCACAACUAGCGUUCGCUGGUAAGCGUGAACAUGACCCAGUAUCGGUGGAAAACCCAAAGUUCUAUCUUGCCCAGCAACUUUCACGGCUUUCCAAGCAUGUACCUGGAAAAAUACCGGGAAUGUUAGGUUACAUGAAUCCGAAAGCCAAAGAAUUCCUCCAAGGCUACGUCACCGCUGCACAAGUCGAUCUCUCGUGACGUCAUUGGCACGCACUUCUACCAUUAUGUCGUCAUAAGGCUGUACCUUGAAGUUCUCACUUCUGUCAAUCAUCAUCGCGAAAAAAUUCAAUCUUGUUUCUGCACACUUUCUCAUUGCGGCUUCUCCAAUAAAUUUGUUUACGUUA
This is a messenger RNA of Ciona intestinalis (vase tunicate), 3388 nucleotides long. Its product is annotated as exportin-2. NCBI's taxonomy places the organism in Eukaryota, Metazoa, Chordata, Ascidiacea, Phlebobranchia, Cionidae. Gene Ontology annotation, cellular component: cytosol; nuclear envelope. Gene Ontology annotation, molecular function: small GTPase binding; nuclear export signal receptor activity. The record is from RefSeq and is a predicted model, not a curated record. Gene Ontology annotation, biological process: protein export from nucleus; protein import into nucleus.